Molecule: messenger RNA, 3876 nt
Organism: Bombus pascuorum
Lineage: Eukaryota; Metazoa; Arthropoda; Insecta; Hymenoptera; Apidae
Gene: Nos
Product: nitric oxide synthase, salivary gland
Exons: 24
Coding region: 141-3572 (1143 amino acids)
Biological process (GO): nitric oxide biosynthetic process
Molecular function (GO): calmodulin binding; FMN binding; flavin adenine dinucleotide binding
Source: RefSeq, a predicted model, not a curated record
AAUAUCUCUCCCUUCUCACGGGGAUGCUCGCGAAAGGAAGUCAAGCCAGUGUACGUACCGCGGUAGCCUAACAUACAAGCGGAGCGGUGACAGGUGAGUCAGGAGCACUUCUUGUCAAGCAAAAAAAUCAUAACGUCGAGAUGAAGGAGCUCGAGACAACGGGUGCUUGUCAGAAGAAACCGACGAAACUGCGUAACCUCAUCUACAAAACCGAGGCUUUUGACUCCCUGCAUGCUGGAAAUGCGGAGAAAACAUUGUGCUCUGGUCAAGUGUGUCUCGGUAGCGUUAUGCAACUACCGAUUCAUGGGACAGAAGCCCGUUCGAGAGAAGAGACUCUUGUGCAUGCGAAAGAUUUUCUCGAACAAUAUUUUUCUUCCAUCAGAAGAUUAAACAGCGAAGCACAUCGUAUUCGUUGGGAAAGCGUGCAAAAGGAAGUUAUGGCUACUAGCACUUAUCAAUUAACUGAAACUGAAUUAGUUUUCGGAGCGAAACUAGCGUGGCGUAAUGCCACAAGAUGCAUCGGUCGUAUUCAAUGGUCUAAAUUGCAAGUGUUUGAUUGUCGUUACGUUACGACUACCAGCGGCAUGUUUGAAGCUUUGUGCAAUCACAUUAAGUACAGUACGAACAAAGGAAACAUUAGGUCUGCUAUAACUAUAUUUCCGCAACGUACAGAUGGAAAACACGAUUAUAGAGUGUGGAAUCAACAAUUAAUAAGUUAUGCGGGAUAUAAAAAUCCAGAUGGUACAAUAAUUGGUGAUCCUGCAAACGUUGAGUUCACCGAAUUAUGCAUGAAACUAGGUUGGAGAAGUGCACGCACUCGUUUCGACAUAUUGCCGUUGGUAUUGUCAGCAAACGGCCAUGAUCCUGAUUAUUUCGAUAUUCCAAGCGAACUUGUUCUUGAAGUACCUCUUAGUCAUCCAACAUACGAUUGGUUUGAGAAAUUAGAAUUAAAAUGGUUCGCAGUUCCUGCCGUAUCUGGAAUGGUAUUCGAUUGCGGAGGUUUGGAGUUUACAGCCGCGCCAUUCAAUGGGUGGUACAUGAGCACUGAAAUUGGAUCGAGGGAUUUAUGCGAUGUUCAACGAUAUAAUUUACUAGAAACAAUUGCAACUCAUAUGGGAUUAGAUACAAGAACAUCCAUUUCAUUAUGGAAAGACAAAGCCAUGAUAGAAGCUAAUGUUGCUGUUUUGUAUAGUUUUCAAAUGAAAAAUGUGACAAUUGUGGAUCACCAUACCGCUUCGGAAUCUUUUAUGAAACAUUACGAAAAUGAAAUGCGAUUAAGAAAUGGAUGUCCAGCCGAUUGGCUCUGGAUCGUACCACCGAUAUCAGGAUCAGCUACACCUGUGUUUCAUCAGGAGAUGGCCCUGUAUUAUCUGAAGCCAUCGUAUGAUGCUCAGGAACCUGCUUGGAAGACACAUGUUUGGAAAAAGGGUCGGGAUAAAAAAUCAACAUCUAAAAAGCCAAGGCGAAAGUUUCAUUUUAAGCAAAUUGCAAGAGCAGUAAAAUUUACGUCUAAGUUAUUUGGAAGAGCUUUAUCUCGAAGAAUAAAAGCUACAGUAUUAUUUGCUACGGAAACUGGCACCUCACAGAUGUACGCUGAGAAACUUAGCGAAUUAUUAGGACAUGCUUUUCACUCCCAGGUACUCUGUAUGUCAGAUUAUGAUAUCAGUAAUAUAGAGCACGAAGCUUUAUUAUUGGUUAUAACAUCCACCUUUGGGAACGGUGAUCCCCCAGAAAAUGGCGAAGCUUUCGCACAAAAUUUGUACGCAAUGAAAAUGAAUGAAACGUACAUUAAUAGUGGCAAUAAGAUAAGCCUAGCGACCUCAAAAUCGUUCAUUAAAGCCAAUAGUCAGACAGAAGUAAGCAAUUCGAAGAAACUAGAUAGACUGGAUUCACUUCGUGGUUCUACCACAGAUUCUCAAACGGAAGACACUUUUGGUCCUUUGAGCAACGUCAGAUUUGCUGUUUUCGCAUUGGGAUCAUCAGCAUAUCCAAACUUUUGCGCAUUUGGUCGCUAUGUGGAUAACUUGUUAGGCGAAUUAGGUGGAGAACGACUGUUGAAAUUGGCACAAGGAGAUGAAAUGUGUGGACAGGAACAAACGUUUCGGAAAUGGGCAGCCGAUACCUUCGCUGUUGCGUGUGAAACUUUCUGCUUAGAUGACGAUGAUACUUUACUUGAAGUUGCUUUAUCUUUAGGCUCAGAAGCUUUGUCGGCAGCUACUGUUCGAUUUGUAGAAGCUGAACCACAAUUAAUUGGAAAAGCUUUAAGCAAAUGUCACAAUAGAAACGUGACUACUUGUAAUAUGUUCCGAAAAACAAAUUUAAGCGGUGAUUCAUCGAGUGGAACUACAUUACUUCUGGAACUCGAUGAUAUAGCAGGUAUGGAAAUACAAUAUAAACCUGGUGAUCAUUUGGGAGUUUUCGCAUGUAAUAGAUCAGAAUUGGUAGAAGCAAUUUUGGAACGAGUACAAACUCCCUUUGAUCCAAAUACACCGAUUGAAUUGCAAAUACAGAAGCAAUCCCACACACCGAAUGGAAUCGUGAAAACGUGGAUGGCACAUGAUAGAUAUCUUCCUAAUUCCUUGAGAAUAUUACUGAAAAGAUUUUUAGAUAUCACAAUACCACCAACACCAAACCUUCUUAGAUACUUUGCAUCGAUUGCUACAAAUCCAAAAGAACAAGCUCAACUCAACCUUUUAGCUUCUGAUCCAGCAGCAUAUGAGGAUUGGAGACAUUGGAAGUUCCCCAAUUUAGUAGAAGUAUUAGAUGAAUUUCCAUCCGUGAAACCUUUUGCGCCCUUAUUAUUACUUCAUUUAACUCCUUUACAACCGAGAUUUUAUAGUAUUUCUUCUUCUCCGGAUGUACAUCAAGGACAAAUACAUCUUACCGUCGCUGUUGUACAAUAUAAAACGCAAGGCGGUUCUGGACCAGUUCAUUAUGGAGUUUGUUCUAAUUAUCUACGUGAAAUAUCAGAUGGAGAACCUUUAUAUGUAUUUGUACGUAGUGCACCUAACUUUUAUAUGCCAAUCGAACCAAAAGCGCCAAUGAUACUAGUCGGUCCGGGAACUGGAAUUGCUCCCUUCCGUGGUUUCUGGCAUCAUCGCCUUGCACAAAUGAAAUACCAACCAGAUCUUGAGUACGGAAAUGUCUGGUUAUUUUUUGGUUGUCGUCAAAGAAGCUUAGAUCUGUACAGACAAGAAAAGGAAGAAAUGGUAAAGGUCGGCGUUUUAGAUAAAGUUUUCUUAGCUCUUUCGCGAGAACCUGGAUUGAAAAAGACAUACGUACAAGAUUUAAUUCAAGCAGAAGCUUCACAAAUUUAUGACAUGUUAGUGUAUGAAGGAGGUCAUUUUUAUGUUUGUGGCGAUUGUACAAUGGCAGAAGAUGUUUAUCAAACUUUGAAACAUAUUAUACAGACUCAUGGUGAAAUGACUGAUAAACAGGUCGAGGCAUACAUGUUAUCAUUACGCGAUGAAAAUCGUUAUCACGAAGACAUAUUUGGUAUUACUUUAAGAACAGCAGAAGUACAUAAUCGAUCUAGAGAAACAGCAAGAAAUAGAAUGGCUGCAGAGCCUUAAAUCUUAUUGUGAUGUACAUGUAACCUUGAAAAAUUUUCAACAAUUUUGUAGAUAGUUUUCAAUUAUGCAUAUCAUGCAUUCUUAUGCAAAAACUAAAUGGAAAAAUAUUGAGAUGUUCUUAUUCUCUAACAUGUCGUACCGUUACAUAAUUUACUAUAGUUUUAUGAUAAUUAUAAAUAUUAUAAUGUACAAGUUUCUAGUAUUAUAUGCGUGUAUAUUUUUGAUGGUACUACGAACUACUUAGAUUUUAAUUAAAUAAUAGCAAGAUUAGUAUAUCUUUGUUUUUUAGUAAAAAGAGUAAAAA